This is a messenger RNA of Didymodactylos carnosus, 900 nucleotides long. Lineage: Eukaryota; Metazoa; Rotifera; Eurotatoria; Philodinida; Philodinidae. The record is from the annotation of a GenBank genome assembly.
AUGCUUCAAACUUCUCCCUCCGGCAAUUCAACAACAUUGCGUAAUCAAACCAAUAAUAUUAAUCAGUCCGAUGAAGUUAAUUCAUUGAAAAAUGAUCUUCAUCUAAUUGGACAAAAUGUAUUCAAACUUAAUAAUAAUUUAAGUAAAAUAUUGGCUAAAAACGAACAAAGAAAAUCGAAUGAAAAGAAAGAGAAACAAAAAAAUUUAUUGCAUAUCAAACAAAAUAUUGGAAAUAAUCUUCGAUUUUUAAAUGAAAAAUUCAAUUCAUUGCUAUCAACCAAUAUAGAUAAUCAGUUAGCUCCAGUGCUCAAUGAUGUAAUUCGAAAUCCAGAACUUGCAAAAAAUGCUCAACUUUUAAAUGAUAAAUUAAAUUUAGUUAUCAAAUUAAACAAGUGCUCAAAUGAUUUUAUUCUAGAUGUUGGUUCUGAUCAUAAUCAUUUAGAAAUCAAAUUAAAAUCAAUAGAAGCACUAAACAAAGAAAAAAUUGAUAAAUUGAAAACUAUUUUCUAUAAACGUUAUAAAGCAAAACUUAAAGAAUUUUUUGCAAAAUUAAAAUUAAAAUACCAAAAUCAUUUAGAAAAUUAUCAACAACGAAAUAAUUUUCAAUUCAAAUUAAGAGAAUAUUCAAAACAUUGCGCGAAAUCAAAUAAACCAAAACAAGAAUUAAGAGUUUUAUAUCGUGAAAAGCUACAAGAUAAUUUAAAAUUUAAAUAUUAUUUUAAAAUACUUUUAUUGAAAUAUAAGAAAGAUGUAUUUAAAUUAGUUUUAAAUGUAUCUAAACGUUAUAUUCCAAGAUUAAAUUUAUUUAAUGAUUGCUUAUCACAUGAUAGACAAGACAAUCUAUACAUGGAUAAAGAUCAAUUAGAACUAAUCUAUCAAUUUGUUGUAAGUACAGCUUGA